This is a messenger RNA of Loa loa (African eye worm), 960 nucleotides long. Its product is annotated as papain cysteine protease/cathepsin propeptide inhibitor-containing protein. Bases 1 to 960 code for a protein of 319 amino acids. The transcript is spliced from 7 exons. Gene Ontology annotation, cellular component: lysosome. NCBI's taxonomy places the organism in Eukaryota, Metazoa, Nematoda, Chromadorea, Rhabditida, Onchocercidae. The record is from RefSeq and is a predicted model, not a curated record. Gene Ontology annotation, molecular function: cysteine-type endopeptidase activity.
AUGCAACAGCUGAAAGAAGUUAUAGCAAAGUUUGAUAAAGAUUACAAGCAGGGAAAUAUGACAAAACUUUCGUCCGACUUUAAAAAUGCAUUGAAAGAAUACGGCGAUGGAAAGCAUUACGAUCCAAAUGAAACAAAAUUGAGGAUGGCAAUAUUUGAAAGUAACAAAUUAUUGACGGAAAAGAUAAAUAAAAAGUAUGAUGAAGGCCUAAUUUCUUUUAAAACUGGCCUGAAUGACUUGGCUGAUUUGACCGAUGAAGAAUUCAGCAGAAUGAAUGGAUUUCGACAACCCAAUAAAACUAUCAAUGGAAGAAGGCAAACUCGUCAGAUUCGUUAUUAUCAGUACAAUCGUUAUAAACGAUUACCAUAUUCAGUUGAUUGGAGAGAAAAUGGUGUUGUUACACCUGUCAGAAAUCAAGGACAGUGUGGCAGUUGCUAUGCAUUUAGUGCAGCUGGUGCUUUGGAAGCUUUUUAUAAGAUGAGGACAGGAAAACUUCUUAAUUUAUCACCACAAAAUAUUGUUGACUGUACACAGGAGUUUGGUAAUUUCGGUUGUGAUGGAGGCUACAUGGUUCCGGCGUUUUAUUAUGCAACGAAAGUAGGAAUUGCAUCAGAAUGGACAUAUCCAUAUGUUGGAAUUGAACAGAGAUGCAAAUCGCGAACAAAUAUAGCUAUUGUUAAAGAUAAUGGCUUUAGUGAAAUAGAGCCAGGUGACGAAUUAGCACUCAAGCAUGCUGUAGCCGAACAAGGACCUGUUGUUGUUGCAAUUAGCGCAUCGAAGCGCUCUUUCAGAUUUUACAAAAAUGGUGUCUAUUAUGAUCCAAAUUGGGGUGAAAUUGACCAUGCAGUACUGGUUGUUGGUUAUGGAACUCAUCAAACCUAUGGGGAUUACUGGAUUGUUAAAAACAGUUGGGGUACCGGUUGGGGAGAUAAUGGGUAUUUUUUAUAUGGCACGAAAUAG